AUGACAGAGCUCCACGAAGCUGUGGCUUUGGGGGACUACGACCUGGUGGAUGAGAUUUUGAGGACAGGACACUGUGACCCAAAUCACAAGGAUGCUGACUGGCAUGACAGGACCCCACUGCACUGGGCUGCUGCAAAAGGGCAAUCAGAGCUGGUCAAGCUCCUCGUGGAUCAUGGUGCCCGGCAUUGCCUGCGGAGUGAUGUGGGCUGGACUGCGGCUCACUUUGCUGCUGAGUCGGGGAGACUGGGAGUGCUUCGCACCCUUCAUUCCCUGCACGCUGCCAUGGACGCAGCUGACCUCUAUGGCGACACUCCCAAGAGGCUUGCGGAAAUCUACGGUCACCGAGACUGCACCAGGUUCUUAGAAAGAGCAGAGGUGGAGAGCAGAAACUAUCGCAGGACAGCUGCAAUGAAAGGAAUCCCCUUAGACCAGACAGAUGAAGACUGGGAACUCAAGAAAGAAGAGCUUAAGAGAAACCCACCAUGUCCACAGGAGAACUACACAUCCCCUGCUCAAAAGAAAAAUAAAACAAAAAGGGGGAAGAAGUAG
Messenger RNA from Pterocles gutturalis (yellow-throated sandgrouse), 549 nucleotides. It is a transcript of the gene ANKRD66, whose product is annotated as ankyrin repeat domain 66. The transcript has 3 exons. Gene Ontology annotation, molecular function: protein binding. The record is from RefSeq and is a predicted model, not a curated record. Bases 1 to 549 code for a protein of 182 amino acids. NCBI's taxonomy places the organism in Eukaryota, Metazoa, Chordata, Aves, Pterocliformes, Pteroclidae.